This is a messenger RNA of Haliotis rufescens (red abalone), 1359 nucleotides long. RefSeq lists its product as uncharacterized. The coding region runs from base 1 to 1359 and encodes 452 amino acids. NCBI's taxonomy places the organism in Eukaryota, Metazoa, Mollusca, Gastropoda, Lepetellida, Haliotidae. The transcript has 2 exons. The record is from RefSeq and is a predicted model, not a curated record.
AUGACUAUCGCUGAAGCCCGCAACAAUAUGUCCAUAAGUGAACCCAACAACAAUAUGUCCAUCAGUGAACCCAACAACAAUAUGACCAUCGGUGAAGCCCGCAACAACAUGUCCAUCAGUGAAGCCCGAAACAAUAUCUCCAUCAGUGAACCCCACAACAAUAUGUCCAUCAGUGAACCCCACAACAAUAUGUCCAUCAGUGAACCACACAACAACCAGUCCAUCAGUGAACCCCGCAACAAUAUGUCCAUCAGUGAACCCCACAACAAAAUGUCCAUCAGUAAACCCCACAACAAUUUGUCCAUCAGUGAACCCCGCAACAGUAUGUCCAUCAGUGAACCCCACAGCAAUAUGUCCAUCAGUGAACCCAACAACAAUAUGUCCAACAGUGAACCCCACAACAAUAUGUCCAUCAGUGAACCCAACAACAAUAUGACCAUCGGUGAAGCCCGCAACAAUAUGUCCAUCAGUGAACCCCACUUCAAAAUGUUCAUCAGUGAACCACGCAACAACCAGUCCAUCAGUGAACCCCACAGCAAUAUGUCCAUCAGUGAACCCCGCAACAAUAUGUCCAUCAGUGAACCCCACAACAAUAUGUCCAUAAGUGAACCCAACAAAAAUAUGACUAUCGGUGAAGCCCGCAACAAUAUGUCCAUAAGUGAACCCCACAACAAUAUGUCCAUCAGUGAACCACGCAACAACCAGUCCAUCAGUGAACCCCACAGCAAUAUGUCAAUCAGUGAACCCCGCAACAAUAUGUCCAUCAGUGAACCCCACAACAAUAUGUCCAUCAGUGAAGCUCGAAACAAUAUGUCCAUCAGUGUAGCCCGAAACAAUAUGUCCAUCUGUGAAGCGCGCUACAAUAUUACCACCAGUGAACCCCGUAAUAAUAUGUCCAUCAGUAAAGCCCGGAACAAUAUGUCCAUCAGUGAAGCCCGCAACAAUAUGUCCAUCAGUGAAGCCCGCAACAAUAUGACCAUCAGUGAAGCCCGCAACAAUAUGACCAUCAGUGAACCCCACAAAAAUAUGUCCAUCAGUGAACCCCGCAACAAUAUGUCCAUCAGUGAACCCCGCAACAAUAUGUCCAUCAGUGAACCCCACAGCAAUAUGUCCAUCAGUGAACCCCACAGCAAUAUGUCCAUCAGUGAACCCCGCAACAAUAUGUCCAUCAGUGAAGCCUGCAACAAUAUGUCCAUCAGUGAAGCCCGCAACAAUAUGUCCAUCAGUGAACCACACAACAAUAUGUCAAUCAUUGAGACACGCAACAAUGUGUCCAUCUGUGGACAUAUUGAAGAGGGAUUGAUCAACAGUGAAACCUCCUUAGUCCGAACACUGUUUGCCCGAGAUCUCGUCACCUGA